CUGAAGCAGCUGGUUCUAACUUUCAGUUGGCCUAAUUCCAACCACCUCUUUGUCCAUUCUCACUUACAGUUUCAGUCUUGUUUUAGGCAAUUGAUGACACAUAACAUAACCUGAAAAAUAUUAGCUUUUACAAAUGGGGUCUGAAUAUGUGGAACUGGCAACUAAGUCAGGAAAGUUGAGGGGAUUAGUGAAAACAACAGCUUUGGAAAAGAAGACUUACCAAUCGUUUCAAGGAAUUCCGUACGCAAAACCUCCGAUUGGAGAGUUAAGAUUCAAGCCGCCUGUACCGUUUGGUCCGUGGGAAGGAGUCCGAGAUGCCUUGAAGGAAGGCAACGACUGUAUUCAGAAACAUAUGUUGUUCAACACACCUACUGGGGAUGAGGACUGUCUGUACCUCAACGUUUACACAACUCAGCAGGCUGGGGCGUCUGCCAAAAAGGCAGUCAUGGUGUGGAUCCACGGAGGUGGAUUCGCUCGAGGUUCUGGAUCUUCCGAGAUCUACGGACCGGAUUAUCUUCUAGAAGAGGACGUCGUCGUAGUCACUAUCAACUACCGUUGUGGAGUGUUUGGUUUCUUGUCUUUGGAGAACGAGGCUGUGCCCGGCAACAAUGGAUUGAGAGAUCAAACCUUAGCUCUACGCUGGGUCCAGGCGCACAUCGAGAGCUUCGGAGGAGAUCCUGGCAACGUUACGAUCUUCGGAGAGAGUGCAGGCGGCGCUUCGGUCCACUACCACAUACUCUCACCACUCUCUAAAGGACUGUUCCACAAGGCUAUUCUUCAGAGUGGUGCAUCGCUAUGCCAGUGGUCCUUCCAGGAAAAACCUGUGGAGAAAACUUUCCUAUUGGCCAAGAACCUCGGGUGUUCCUCCCAGGAUCCUGACAAAAUCCUGGAGUUUCUCAAGUCCAUCCCGGCUCUGGACCUAGUCAAAGCUCAAGACAACGAGUCACUACCUACGGACAAGGAGAAAAUCCAGAAGUUUGCUUUGCUGUUUCUUCCGUGCGUUGAGAAGCCAGGGACGUCUGCCGCUCCGUUCUUGCCCGACUAUCCUCGUAAACUCAUGGAACGAGGAGAAUUCAACAGAGUUCCUGUCAUCCUUGGUUCAACCGACAAAGAAGGACUGCUGGCGCUUGCGUUGAAAGAGGUGAAAUGCAAUUUGGUAAAUGAAGACUUGUCUCUGAUGAUUCCGACCGAUCUUGCCAUCAAUAAUCAAGCCGAGGCAGUCAACCUCGGCCAAGAGAUUCUUCAGUUCUAUACCAACUCUGACUCAUUCUCAUGGGACGUCGUGGCUGGAUAUAUUGAUUACAUCAGUGAUGUAGGAUUCACUAUAGGAUUGGAGAACUUGAGACAGUAUUUACUCAAGCACGAAGCGAAGCCAGUUUACUCCUAUCUCUUCACGUACACAUGUCUACGAGCAUUCUCCAACUUCUUGAUCCCUCUAGCGUACCCUCAACAGGGUACUAAAUAUGUCGGCUGUGGGGCGUCUCACGGAGACGAGCUGGUACACCUGUUCAAGACCAACAUGCCCCAAGUUCCAAUCCUUCCUCCACCCCCAGAAGAUCAAGCCUUCUUGAAGAAGUUUGUGAAAGCUUGGACUACCUUUGCAAAAACUGGAAACCCAAAUUGCGGGGAGCUUGGACUGACAUGGAAAGAAGACGGCCUUGAAGCCCCAAGUUUCCUCAAUCUUGGCAAGGAAAUAAAAUCAGUAGAUGGAAUAACAUUCUCAGAGAGAAAGGCAUUUUGGAAAAAUAUUUAUGCAAAAUACUCAUUGAAUUUCUAACUUGUUUACAGUACCUCAAUUUCAUUGCACCUAAAUCAAUGAUUCAUUAAUGUUCAUGUAAAAAUGAAUUAUUAAGGAAAUUGACAGGAAAGCAGGCUUACCUUUUAAUAAGUCCAUAGAGACACAUAAAAUACAUCACAAAAGUACAGUAGUACGUUUUGAAAGAGUGGUGGAUUUUGUUUACACUUCUUUUGCUUCUGAUUCAUUUUCUGCUUGAAGUUGGGUAAAGAAGACCUCAGCAGGUUCCUUUUUAUUGUGAAUCAUCUUCUUGAGUGAAAAUUUAAAAACGUACGUUUUCAUGUCCCUGGCAUUUUACUUCGUAGCUACUGGAUUUGUAGUUUAUUAUUAUGUGUUUUAAUAUUUUUUGGGAUGGGGGCAACAUGUUACACACAUUUAUUUGGUUUUAAAUAGGUUCUAGGUAUUUUUUUCGUAUUUUUAAAGUCUCGAAAUUCACGACCAUGACGUGUCCCUAGGGUACAUUUUCCAACUUUCAAACUGUUUUAAGACUAAUUAUUCAUGCAGCAAUAUAUAAAGCCAUAUUUUUAUGUCAUCAAUGGUUAUUAAACUUACAAAAAAGGAGCAUAUUAUAAUUUUAUUGUCAUUGCAAACUGACUACCAUGACAUAAUAAGUCUGUCCCUCGAUUUGGCGUCACGACCAUUUGGGAAAAUUUUUCAACUUUGGAGCACGACAGUGGCAAGCCUCGCGUUGAUGGAGUCAGUUGGUUUUAGAGACUAGUUCGGGGUGUACGUCAGGAUUGUAGUGAAGGUCGUUUCGAGUUGAAAGGAGGAAUUACAAGAUUAAUACAGGAAAGGUUGUGUUUUUUGUAAUUUUGGUGUGUCCAUGACCGUACAUAGUCAUUCGAUGAAGUAGACAUGGUGUUAAUUUUUGUUUAUAAGAUAUUUCAAUUGCUAGAUUAACCUAGAAGUCCACUUUGUAUCCUCGAACAUGAGGUGCAGAGCUACCGCCAGAACAGAGCCAAAUAACACGUAAUUUCACGACCAAAGUUUCACGACCAUCGCGGGUUUUUUCACGACCUAUCCAGCCUUAUGGAUUAUAGUGUGUUUGGUCGUGACAAUAACUUUAAUAUAAUUGUAAUUUGAACAGUUUAGUUCAAUUGAAACACAUAUUUUUAUUAUAACUAAUAGUAUAAUUAAAGGAUUGUUUAGAAAGAUUUAGAUUGUUUUAUAAAUUUCACGACCGUACCGCUUGUCCCUGACCAUCACGUUUAUGAUUUCUGUCAUAAAAAUUUCAAAAAUUAAAAUAUCGUCAUAUUUCAAUGUUUUAUACACAAAAGAAGCACGCCUCUAUGCAAACAUAACGAUUUUUCGGGUCUCAGGUAAGUUUUUUCGGAGUUAUACAAACUUAAAAAGAUUUUAUUGGCUUUUUUUCAAUUUUUUUGAGUUUUUUAUUUUUUUCUAGAAAGACCAAAUAUACUAAAAGCUCAGUGACCUUUUUAAUGUAUAAUGGUCAUAAAAGUAAAUUAGUUUAUAGCAAAACAUAGUUAUAAAAAUAAUAUUAACUAUUUUUAAUAUUCAUUUAAACGUCUGUUAUGGUCGUGACAGGAUUUUGUGUUUUUCCACUAAAGAUGCUCUUUUAAAAAAAAAACUACCAAAGAUAUUGCGUUACCAUGGACAUUUUAUGAAACUUCAAAUAUUAAUGAAAUCAAAAAAAUAAUAAAAGUUUUGAAAAAAGGGGAAAAAAUUUGCAAAGUGUGUUUCCUGAAAACGUACGUUUUUAAAUUUUCACCCUCUUCUUGUUCUCAACUAGGUUACCUUGAGGGCGCUUCCAAUGAGCCGGUCUAGUCCAGAAUCGGUGGCUAUCCAUCUUCAAGUAAUGAUAAUCACUCUCUCCAGGAGUGUGAAACAAAGUCUUCAUAACUUCAGUUCUUGUUGGGAAAUUUCCUUCAAAUUUCCUCCAUCUGUACGAAAUGUCCCAACAAGAACUGAAGUUAUGAAGACUUCUUUUUGAUUGAUAUCCAAGUUGUUCUCAUCAUUGGAGAGAUUGAUUUAUAUCAACAACUUGGAUAUCAAUCAAAAAGAAGAGAAGGAUAUUGAAUUGGUUUCUGUUGCCAAGCUAAGGAUGGCAUCUGAAGGAAAUUUCCCAACAAGAACUGAAGUUAUGAAGACUUUGGUUCACACUCCUGGAGAGAGUGAUUAUCAUUACUUGAAGAUGGAUAUCCACAGACUCUAGACUGGACCGGCUCAUUAGAAGCGCCCUCAAGGUAACCUAGUUGAGAACCAGAAGAAGAUGAUUAGCAAAAAAAGGAACCUGCUGAGAUCCUCUACACCCAACUUCAAGCAGAAAAUGAAUCAGAAGCAAAAGGAGUGUCAAAAAAAUCCACCACUCUUUCAAAACGUACUACUUUUGUGAUGUAUUAUAUGUGUAUGGACUUAUUUAAAGAUAAGCCUGCUUUCCUGUCAAUUUCCUUAAUAAUUCCUGGUGAAUGCCCUAUUUUUUUUAUCAGAUAAGCAUGUAAAAAUAAAGAUUUUUUAUUUAUGUUAAAAGUAUGUA
Molecule: messenger RNA, 4289 nt
Organism: Macrosteles quadrilineatus (aster leafhopper)
Lineage: Eukaryota; Metazoa; Arthropoda; Insecta; Hemiptera; Cicadellidae
Product: esterase FE4-like
Exons: 11
Coding region: 134-1777 (547 amino acids)
Source: RefSeq, a predicted model, not a curated record